Molecule: messenger RNA, 1797 nt
Organism: Impatiens glandulifera
Lineage: Eukaryota; Viridiplantae; Streptophyta; Magnoliopsida; Ericales; Balsaminaceae
Product: MLO-like protein 13
Exons: 14
Coding region: 339-1655 (438 amino acids)
Biological process (GO): defense response
Cellular component (GO): membrane
Source: RefSeq, a predicted model, not a curated record
UCUGCUAGAAGGUGUGGAAGUGUAAUCCUUUGGGCACAGUUUGAAUGAAGACGAUUGAUAGUUAUCUUCGAUCGAAGACUUGUGUUUCUUCUAUCUGUGAAAAAAUUGAUUCAUUUCGUCUUCAAAUUGGUGUUGGAUAGACCAUGUUCAACAAUUUGCAAUCAAAAACUGUAAUUUGAUCGAGAAGACAGCUAGGGAAUGGCGGCAAGGUUCAUUGAUAACGUUUUAUUCUUUCCUUGGUUUCUCUAUUACUCUUCCCAUUACUUCCCCUUUCGCUGUUCAAACACAAGGAUCAGACUGCUCUAUUUGAUGCAUUGCAAAAGUUGAAGGAAGAACUUAUGCUUCUAGGGUUUAUAUCCCUCCUCCUGACAGUCUUCCAAGGUCUAAUAGGCAAAAUGUGUCUUCCAACUCAUUUUGCAUCUUAUAUGUUACCAUGCAAGAUGGAAUCUACUUCUGCGAGUGCUUCUGAGCCAGAGCAUAUGCAAUAUUUUAAGGAAACAAUGUCAAAUGGAAGGAGGCUUUUAUCCACAGGUGGUGGCGGUGCUUAUUGUGCGAAUAAGGGAAAAGUUCCUCUAAUGUCGCUUGAAGCAUUACACCAACUGCACAUCUUUAUCUUUGUACUGGCUGUAGUCCACAUGAUCUUCUGUGCAAGCACCAUGGUUCUAGGAGGACUGAAGAUAAAUGAAUGGAAGAAAUGGGAGGACUCUGUUAGAAGUGAGAUAGUCAAGAAGCGACCUGGCCACGGUCAUCAUGACAUUUUUCAUCAUCAUCAACUUUUUAAACAACGUGCAACUGGUGGAUAUUGGAGAAGGGCGGCUGUUGUCAGUUAUCUGAGGGCGUUCUUCAAACAAUUCAAAGGUUCAGUCACUCAAUCAGACUACAUUGCUUUACGAUCAGGAUUUAUAAAGACACAUUGUCCUGGAAAGCCAGAUUUUGAUUUUCACAAGUAUAUCCUACGUACUCUUGAAAUCGAUUUUAAGAAAAUUGUUGGCAUCAGCUGGUACCUGUGGCUUUUUGUUGUGCUGUUUUUGCUGGUGAACUUGGCUGGAUGGCAUACAUACUUCUGGCUGGCGUUUUUGCCCCUUGUUCUUGUGCUUCUUGUGGGAGCCAAACUUGAACACAUCAUAUCACGCUUAGCUGGAGAAGUUGCGGAGAAGAAACCGGGGGAUCAAGAAGCACAACAAGUAAAACCUUCCAAUGAUCAUUUCUGGUUUGGAAGACCCAAACUCAUCAUCUAUCUGAUUCAUUUCAUUUUGUUCCAAAAUUCUUUUGAGAUGGCCUUCAUUUUCUGGAUCUGGGCCACAUAUGGUUUUAACUCCUGCAUGAUGGAGAAUUUAGGUUUCACAAUUCCAAGACUUGUUAUAGGGGUGAUUGUUCAAUUGCUCUGCAGUUACAGCACAUUACCCUUAUAUGCCCUUGUUACUCAGAUGGGCAGCAUGUUCAAGCAGGGAAUAUUCGAUGAAUAUGUGCACGAUCUGAUCUCCAAAUGGAGAUCUGGCGCAAGCAGAGCUGACACAGACAGCAUUAAUAGAAUGAUAAGAGAACCGAUUGAAGAUAAUCAAAUUAUCGAGCAAAUUCAUCAUCCUGACUCGGUUGAAAGAAAUCUUGCUACAACAUCAGUGAUUGAGCUUUCUUAUCCUAACCCUAAUACUUAAAUCUCAUUCAUGUGAGCUUUUAAUCAUUUAAAUGCUCCUUGGCCACAACAACCUAUAAUGUCAUUCAAUUAAUAUGUUAUUGCGAUAAGACUCUGAAAUGGAUUCGCGUUCAACUAUUGUUUGUUUCUUUAUGAUUUUUCAA